Molecule: messenger RNA, 3268 nt
Organism: Gadus macrocephalus (Pacific cod)
Lineage: Eukaryota; Metazoa; Chordata; Actinopteri; Gadiformes; Gadidae
Gene: pik3r6a
Product: phosphoinositide-3-kinase, regulatory subunit 6a
Exons: 6
Coding region: 32-784 (250 amino acids)
Source: RefSeq, a predicted model, not a curated record
GCUGCCUACCUCCUAUUUGGCCUACCACAAGAUGGCGAUAUUGCGUAAUUACAAUUUGUCUUUACUAAAGUGGUACACACUACACAGCAAAUUCUCGCGUUGGCAUUGGGCUUCAUUCACGAACGACGCCAACAUCAGCGCGUGUCUGGACUGUUGUGAAAUCUCCCGGUUCACGAGGAGACAGAAGACCUCCAAGCAGAGCAGAGCGAUGGAGAAGAAGCGGGGUGCAUCUCAUCAGUACGGGGCUCUGGAAUGUACUCAAUGGACAACGGACAUUAAGGAAACAGAGGGAGACGCUGUUUCCAUGGCGGACUCCAGCGUAACCAAGGACGACAUCGAGGGGGAGCUUUUCAAGAUCGAGAGGAUCCGGGACGUGCUGGUCCGCAGGGAGUCAGAGCUCAGAUACAUGAUGGAUGACAUCCAGCUCUGUAAGGAGAUCACACGUCUGAAGAAGGAGCUCCAGAAGCUGGUCUCCAUUCCAGAUAAGGACAAGUCAGCGGAGGACCGGCAGAGAGAGGAGCAGCUCCUGCUGCAGAUCCACAAGCUGGUGGAGACCAGAGACUACCUGGUGGAGGACGUGGAGUUUGAGCGGCUACGAGAGAGGGAAGAAGACAAAGAGAUGGCAGAGUUUCUAAAAACCAAGUUCCCUGAAAACAAGAAGAAAGGUACCGUCCCCGUCAGAAGGGGGGCCCGGCGGGCCCCGCAGCAGCCCUCCUCCCCCCUCACCAGGACCGGCCUCAGCCUGCUGAAGGAGUGCUGUGGCUUCACCUGCUCCGUCAUGUAGAAUCACAGAGGGACCGGUCUGAAGGGCCAGGAACCACUCGGACAACCACGCCCCCACAAAAUGGGCCCCAAAUUCUCCUGUUUCAGAUGUGCGGCUGGAACAGAAUCUGGGACAGAGAUGCACAAGUAACAGUGUCAUUAAGAGCAGCUCUGGACUAGUUUCAUAUGUUUCUGCUCUGGCCCUGUCGGUGUGAAGCUUGGACCUGAUCAAAUGUCUCACUGUUUCACCAGCCGUUCACUUUGUUCUCACCUGCCAUUAACUCGGACCAAACCGAUCUGGUUUCAUGUGUUGUGAGUGAAAUCACAGCAUUCACGUCACACAUUGAGCCACCGUUUAUAGUAUAAUGCUCCUCAAUCAGCUAAGCUAACGAGGCUAACAGAGCUUCUCCAACUGAAUAUAUAAAGAGCACACAAACGGCUGAGUCAUUCAGGAGUGUGACAUGUCACCACACUCACUGGGAGCCUGCAUCAUUAGCAGCAGGAGAUGUCCCUAAUGAAGUUGACAUUAGUCCUCACACAGUCAUUGGUUAACGAGCUGCCUGUGGAUUCUAUGGUGCCAGACCUUCUAUGAUAGCGGUAGUACUGGAGGGGUCUGGUCAGUUUCUAGAUUUUCUCGAAAGUUAAUAUCUUAUAUACAAUUCGUUGUGGCUGGACCGUUCAAUAUUAAUUUGAAAGUUCUUCUCAUUUCCCGUUGGAUGUGGGCCUAUCCUCACGUAAAUUACGAAAAUCGUUUUGCGCGAGUUGUUGCACAGACACUCACAGAUUUUAUUCUCAUAGCUUCUCCACGCCUUCAGUAAGACAUGUCAAUACACUAGUAGAAGGGGGUCCCUUAAGGAUUGCUAACAAGUGUUGACAAAGGACUCAAUUUCCCAGCAUGCUGCAGCCUACUGACUGACCCAGAGAAACCUGUUCCUUCACAGGGUUAGCGAUACAUCCAGUGGGACGAUGCCAUCAGCAUGACAUUGCGAGCUGUGUUCAGACAGAACAGCGUGUGGACACUGACCCAGUAUGAGAGCCGCUGCAGUGGUGCGUGAUGAUAUCUCUAUAGCCAAUCAAAUCCUUGCGCAGUGUCUGGUUUGGGUCACCGUGGCAACCUGGAUGCCUCCUCCCCCAAAAGCUUUACAUUACCAAUGUAUACAGGUGGUUGGUUUUGAGAACAUUCUGCGUGUCACAUUCUUGCUACAUGAGCCUCAGUGUCACAGUUUCCUCGCUAAUGCUAAGAAACCAUGUGCACCUACUCCUACUCCAUGUUUAAUCAUAUAUAUGAUUAUCAGGACAAAAAACAUAGUUAAGCAUUACAUAACAUAAAAAGCAACAAAGUAUAUUUGGUGUAGAUAUUGCAGUAGAAGAGAGUAAAUAUGAUGUAGAUAUUACAGUAGCGGAUAACAGAUAUGUCGUAGAUAUUACAGGAGAGGAAAGUAGAUGUUACAGAAGAGGAGAGGAGAUAUUACAGUAGAGGAGAGUAGAUAUGGUUGUUGAUUGUUAACUAACUCUGACAGGUAGUUAGCAGUUCUGGGAGAAAAAUCGUACUCGCAGAUGAAACACGAGAGAGACUGCAAAGAGAGAGAGAGGGGGGGUGGAAUAGGGCUUGGCGAGAGAGUGUGAGUGAGUGUGUGUGUGUGUGUGUGUGUGUGUGUGUGUGUGUGUGUGUGUGUGUGUGUGUGUGUGUGUGUGUGUGUGUGUGUGUGUGUGUGUGUGUGUGUGUGUGUGUGUGUGUGUGUGUGCUUCAGAAUGAGUCACUCUGAGGACCAGACACCCCGCUGGCUUCUGGUCAGUCUUGCCUUCCCCUGAAUAACACUCCUGGUGAAAGGGCACGGAUGUCAGUUCCACAUCACAGCCUCCCACCCUCAGCCUGUUUAUGAGAGCAAAGACCCGAAACAUCUGUGGAAGAUCGACAGGUUGUUAUGCGUACACAAACGGAGGCCACUCGUCCUCCGCAUGUGUCGUGCUCGUGACUGUGACGUAGUGAACACAAGGACAUGGCUCGGAAAGUAGACACGUAGGCGCUCGGUUACUAUGGUUACAUGUUGUUUUGAUUGGGCAUCUGCCUUCAUGUUAAUUGAUUUCCGUGGUGCGGUUGUGUGAUGUUGGCAACACUGUUUUCUCAUCCAAUGUGUAAUGAAUACGUGUUUUGAAUUUUUCUGAUGCAUAACCUUGAACCACUGCCCUCCAGCACAACCUCAUGCCGUCUGCUGGAUGUAGCAGAAAAAUACACUACAGUAGGAAGAAAACAAAGCUUUUUAGGUGUUUGUAAGGCGUUAUAAUAGUAUAUAUAUAUUUCUAUGACAUCCGUCCUGUGUUACUAUAUGAAUUUGUAUUUUGGUGUGAUUGAAUACAGAUUAUGCAGCCAACACUGGGGUAGAUUUUCCAUGCUGAAUCCUUUCAUCAAAUGUAUUUAAAGACAUACCAGUUUAGGAGAAGAAGAAGAAGAAUGUGUUGAAUAUGAUAUGAAUGUCUAAUUCAUUUCCAUACGAAAGCAAAGUUC